Messenger RNA from Nerophis lumbriciformis (worm pipefish), 1851 nucleotides. It is a transcript of the gene mipb, whose product is annotated as major intrinsic protein of lens fiber b. Gene Ontology annotation, cellular component: plasma membrane. NCBI's taxonomy places the organism in Eukaryota, Metazoa, Chordata, Actinopteri, Syngnathiformes, Syngnathidae. Gene Ontology annotation, biological process: water transport; transmembrane transport. The record is from RefSeq and is a predicted model, not a curated record. Gene Ontology annotation, molecular function: water channel activity.
CGUAUUAUAAAGCGCAUGUCUGGCCCUCUCCGCCCCGUCAGAGCUGAACGUUUAUCGGACGUCGUCGCGAUCGAUCCGACAAUCCGAUGCCCACCUGAGUUGUCAUGUGUGUUUGAAGCAGGUGCAAUCAGGUGGAAAGCGAGCACAGCAGCGUCACGCCACUCGUUGCAGAUCCUGCCAGUGGAUUUCCUCGACUCCACUUUCCUUUCCCAGCUGACGUGUGGACUGAACAGUUUCGAGCUGCUUCUGCCUUCUUCUGGUGGGCGUCGGUGAAAAAAAGCGACCAUGUGGGAGUUCCGCUCCAUGAGUUUUUGGCGGGCCGUCUUCGCAGAGUUCUUCGGGACCAUGUUCUUUGUCUUUUUCGGCUUGGGUGCCGCCCUGCGCUGGAGCGUGGGGCCUCACCACGUCUUCCACGUGGCCCUGUGCUUCGGACUGGCGGCCGCCACCCUCAUCCAGUCCAUCGGCCACAUCAGCGGCGGCCAUAUUAACCCCGCCGUCACCUUCGCCUACCUCGUCGGUGCCCAGUUGUCUCUCUUCCGCGCUUUUUUCUACAUGGUCGCACAGUGCCUCGGUGCUGUGGCCGGGGCCGCCGUGCUGUACGGGGUCACGCCUGGCAACAUGAGGGGCAACAUGGCUUUGAAUGCGCUGCAGCCUGGCGUCAGUCUGGGAAUGGCCACCACGGUGGAGGUGUUCCUCACCAUCCAGCUGGUGGUGUGCAUCUUCGCCGUGACGGACGAGAGGAGAAACGGCCGCCUGGGUUCCGCCGCCCUCUCCAUUGGCUUCUCCGUCGCCAUCGGACAUCUCAUGGGGAUGUACUACACAGGUGCUGGCAUGAACCCCGCCAGGUCCUUCGCACCUGCUGUGCUGUUCAGAAACUUCCUCAACCACUGGGUGUACUGGGUGGGACCCAUGAUCGGCGCCGCCGUGGGCGCCCUCUUGUACGACUUUGUCCUGUUCCCGCGCAUGAGGGGUCUGUCCGAGCGCCUGGCCACGCUGAAGGGCAGUCGGCCCCCGGAGAGGGAGAACCCGCAGGACCCUCGCGGCGAGCCCAUCGAGCUCAAGACGCAGGCCUUAUAAACCUGAAAGCUUCACGAGUCGUCACACAAGACUUCCUUAAAAAACGAAGAACACAAGAGUCAGGUCACCAAGUAAAGUUCUCCUCCCCCUCCAUGACCUCACUCUGUACUCAGAGCUUCUGUGAUGGAGAGGAGCAUGCAAAGGGAGCAGGGAGGUUUUUGAGGGUGGGUGCUGUUGGAAUUGGGUGGGGUAAGAUGCAGGGUGAAAGGUCACUCUGGGUUUGUGCUUGUUUUCAGGUUAGACCGGUGAAGGUGGUUUCUCUUUCUUAUCAUCUCAAUUUGUGGUUUUAUUUUACUUUCUGCACUCCAGAUGUGGAUGUAUGAUUGGAUUUGAGCAGGAGUUUUCAAAUGGCUACAUUUAUCUUUGUGCGAGUGACAGCAUUGUUGGGUGCAUGACAGUGAAUGUGUGUGUGAGUGUGUGUGUGUGUGUGUGUGUGUGUGUGUGUGUGUGUGUGUGUGUGCAUGAGUGUGUGACAUGAAGAUUGCUAAUGCAGUAUUUUUUUUUUCAUUGCAGCUGUCAUGUUUUGUACCAAUCACCUUUUUGUCAUCGCUUUGUUUUAAGACACCAUCAUCUCCUCUCACGGUGAUAUUUGCAAUUUUUACAUAAACCAUGGCUUUUUAUCCCCCUUGGAGCCAACACAACCAAAGCAAAUGUUGAAUUAGACAACUGGAGAAACAUGACAGGUCUGUUCACUAGAGACUAUUAUUUCAUCCUCACAGGACUUCCAUUACCGCCUUCAAUAAACAUUCAGUUACAAUAAACAUGCAAAUAUGU